Messenger RNA from Stegastes partitus (bicolor damselfish), 3667 nucleotides. RefSeq names its product tripartite motif-containing protein 54-like. Gene Ontology annotation, cellular component: cytoplasm. NCBI's taxonomy places the organism in Eukaryota, Metazoa, Chordata, Actinopteri, Pomacentridae. The record is from RefSeq and is a predicted model, not a curated record. The transcript is spliced from 11 exons. Gene Ontology annotation, molecular function: zinc ion binding. Gene Ontology annotation, biological process: regulation of microtubule cytoskeleton organization. The coding region runs from base 630 to 1943 and encodes 437 amino acids.
GAAGUUGUGAACAAACAAACACAGCUACUUGUGAGAAAAAUGAGCAAUGGAGUGAGUUGGACAGGCAAACCUGUGAAGGAGAGAGACUCGACCUUCAUGUCCUGUAUGACAACGAUUCAGAAGAGGAGAGCUCACAAACUGGCUCCUGUUGGACGUGAAGAUCCAUUUCAUCAAAUGAUCGACCUCGACGUGACUCUUUGAACUGCUGGAUCAGUGGGGACGUUUGGGAUUUUGCACGACUAAAACAAGCUCUGACAGUGGAGUGAGUCCGGCAUUUCCAGCACCGACACAGACAGUGGUACCUGCUGUGCCCUGUACAAGUCAGCAGAUUAUGCAAAAACUUACUCAGCACUUCAGUGUUACUGUCAGCAAAAUCAUGCGAAUCUAAAUAUUCCACCGUAGCUCACUGAAGCUCAUUAUGUAUUUGGGAAUUUGUGCAUUUAAAACUAGCACAAGUUCACUCUGGACAAUCUGGCCCUGAGGAACAACAAGAGAUAAAGUUCUGCCUGGUUUCUUCAGGCUCUCUGCUGUGUUCUGACAUCCUAAAACUUCUAGAUCUGUGUGGAUUUGCUGCAUGAUUCAGAAAAUCACAGCUGACACACUGAACUCUCACCCGCUGCCAUCAGCAGAUGCAGAGGAAGUUGCAGCAGGAGGGGGUGACCAUGUCUCUGUCGGCCGACCUGAGCUGCCUGCAGAGCAGCGGCGGAGCAGAGCGUGAGGCUGCGCUGGCCACGCUGGAGAAACAGCUCAUCUGUCCCAUCUGCUUGGAGAUCUUCAACAAGCCGGUGGUGAUCCUGCCCUGCCAGCACAACCUCUGCAGGAAGUGUGCCAACGAGCUCUACCAGCCAUCCCUGUUCCAGGCUCGGACCACUAUGAUAUUGAACAGUGGCCGUUUCCGCUGUCCGUCCUGCAGACAUGAAGUGGUGCUGGAUCGCCACGGAGUCUACGGCCUUCAGAGAAACCUGCUGGUGGAGAACAUCAUCGACGUCUACAAGCAGGAAGUCAGCAACACCAUCGCCACAAGCCCCCUCCCUCCUCCUCCUCCACCUGCUGCUCAGGUGACUUGUUCAGACCACGAGGGUGAAAAGGUGAACAUCUACUGUGUCACCUGUCAGGUCCCGACGUGUUCUCUAUGCAAAGUGUUCGGGGCUCAUCAGACCUGUCAGGUGGCUCCUCUGACAGACAUCUACCAGCAGCAGAAGGAUAAGCUGAGUGAAGGAAUCACCUCCCUGGCGGUGUUCAGCGACAAAGUCCAGGCUCUGAUUGAUGAGGUGGAGAAGAACUGCAGGACUGUGGAGGAGAACUGCAGUACUCAGAAACAAAUUGUUUGCGACAAGUUCGACCGCAUGUUUUCCAUCCUGGAGGAGAGACAUAAGGUGAUGACACAGCGAAUCAGCUCAGAGCAGGAUGAAAAAACUACUCACGUCCAGGCUCUGGUGCGCUGCUAUGGAGACAGUGUGGAGGCCAACAGCAAGCUGGUGGAGAGCGCCACGAGCAGCAUGGAGGAGCCGGACAUGGCGGCUUUUGUUCAGAAUUCAAGAGGAUUGAUCACAAAAAUCGUAGCAGCGACCACCUCCUGUCCAUCUGAGACACUGAAACCAGGCUAUGAGAACCUGAGCCUCUACAGAUUUAACUUCAGCAAACAGGAGAGAGCUCUGAAUAGCAUUGACUUCAUCAAAGGCUGUUACUCUGCUCUUCUACCUGUUGGCCUUCCUGGUAAUCCUGCAGAGGGUGUGGGCUUACAUUGGCUGCUUCAUCUGCACAUAAUGCCAGCAGGAGGAAAACCCAUCACCAGUGCUGCACAACUCAGACAGAGACUGAGACUAGAAGUCCUGCUCACACCGGUCCUCCCCUCUCCUCCUCCUUCUCCUCCUCCUUCAUCCUCAGCUCCUCAUUGGCCCAGUUUCUGCUUCUCCCGGCUAAACCCCCUCCACAAGAAGUAGAGGGAAGAGGGAAGCAUCUGGAGAGAAAGUUCCACUGUAGAGAUGAAGAAGGAUGCACUUCAUUCACUCCUGAGUCAGUUUCAGCACCACACUGAUCUGGAGCAUGUGUCAAAACGUACUUUUGUUGUUGCAUUGGCACAGCAGGAAUCAUCUCGGACAAAUAAACAUGGACGAACGCAGCUUCAUCCUAAUACUCUUCCAGUAUUGUAUUAUGGAGACAAAACAUCUGCUCUGGAUAUGAUUCCACCCUGAGAGAGAUGCUGGAACUCAUUGAGAAUAUAUUUGAUUUUUUUUUUAAAAAACGUGAGGGCGUGUUUCACAGCAGGUGUGGUAACAAAGAUAGAAUUUGAAAGGUGUAACUGAUAGUAACAAAAAUAGAGGAGGAACUGAAGGUAUUGAUCGCCGCCUUUGCUUGCAUUCAUUGCAAUAGAAGAAGAGGGACAUGUUGGAAAAGAAGAAGAAGAAGCCUUUGGUUAUCAUGGUGGAAUGUUUACAAUAUCCUGGUACUGUAAGUAAGGCUGGCUGAUAUGGACAAGGUUUAUAUUUUAAUUAUUUUAUCAUUUUAAUAGAACAAAAUCAGGUAAUUCAAAAACAGUGUGCGCUUUCAUCACAUGUUUUCAGCUGUUUUGAUCACCAGUCCUCGACUGAUACUGAUUAUUAAUCAUCAAAGAGGCUGAUUAUUGAUUUGGAGCUGAUAUUUACAGUAAAAAUUAAAAUCUUGGUCUCAAAAUGUAGAAUAAUACAAAGUUCACCACAAGACACUGUUGAAAUUUAGAUUUUUUUUUUUUUUUUUUGAUGUUUUAUUGAAGGCAAAUUUUUCUGCAUUAAUCUGUCGCUGCUGAUUGGCUGUUAUUGUUGAUGUGUAACUAAUCAGAUCGCGCUGUGGCAUCGCUUUAGACCUUAACAGAGAUUGUUUUUUUUUUUGUUUUUUAAAUCAAGAAACUCGUUAAAAUAAUCAGAAACAUAAUCACAAAAAUGCUGAAUAUCAAUUAGGCCAGUAAUCAGAUGACCCUAGUAAAUAAAAAAAUAUUUACAUAACAUAAACCAAACAGUUUUUUUUUUUUUUUAAAUACAGUACAUUCUUUUAAAAAUUACAGUUCAAAACGGCUUAAAAAACAAAAAAAGCAUUUUUUUUUAUCUUUUCAAGAGAGCAAAAUUAGAUCAUUUUCAAAACGUGUGGUUUUAAUCGCUUACAUUUCACAGUGUGGUCAGACAUGGCAUACUAGUUUAAAAGAAGCAGAUGAUUCAAGUCAGAAGUCUCUGUUGCCUCUCUGCAGCGGUCGAAGUAGACACAGGAAUUUUUUUCUGUAAUAGAAGAAUCAGAAGUUUUGGUGACAUAUAUGUGGUUAUAAUAAGUCAUGACAAAUGUGUUUUUCUUAUUAGGAACAUUUGAAAACUUUACCGCGAGCUCUGGACGACAGACACAUCUGGUCCGAUCACGUGUUUACUGUUGAUUUUGGCAUUACAUUGUUUUUUUUGUUUGUUUUGUUUUUGUUUUCUUGGCAUUAGCUUUACUUGAAAUGUCUCUGUGUGUCCUCUUUGGUACAAGAUAUAUUUUUUUAAAUGUCAGAGUGCACCACAGCAGCCUUUUGAAUGAAUGUAUUUGAGUACCCUCCAGAGUGUUUUACCAGCUGCCAUCUGUGCGUGAUGAGCAGCUCAGAAGAGAUACUGGUUUUGUUUGAUGUAUUACGAAACUAAAUAAAUCCAAUUUUGGUCUCCUGCAA